Molecule: messenger RNA, 381 nt
Organism: Danaus chrysippus (African queen)
Lineage: Eukaryota; Metazoa; Arthropoda; Insecta; Lepidoptera; Nymphalidae
Source: the annotation of a GenBank genome assembly
AUGACGCGACACAUUGGUCAGUUAACUGACGACCGUGGCCUAGAAAACUUCUCGAAGGACGAUGACAAUGAGGAGUCUUCAGCACAUGAAGAUGGCUCUCCGAUGCAGGGACCAACGGCACAAAAUGAAUCCGAUUUACCAGCGGAGCAGCUAACGAUAGUUGAAAAACGAAAAUCCGUUGAUUCAGAACUAAAAUUGGCUCAAGAAGAGAAGAAUGAUCAUAUUGCGAAAGAAGAGAUAAAGAAAUCUAUUCAGUCUAUCAAAUCAGAUAUUCAAGCAAUGGUAGAAGAGUCACCCGCAGUAGAAGAUUUAGCAUAUCAAUUAGAGGCUAAUGCUGACGAAAUUGGAGAGUUUAUGCAAGAAGAAAUUCCAGAGGAUUAA